UCAGCGCAUGCGUAUCUUUCAAGGCGUACACGCUUAAUAAUAACGAACGGCAUUCAACCCAUUCAACCGUUAUGUUUUAACAAAAGUAAUAUACUAUAUAAAAUAAUAACAUAAAGUAUAAUGUUUUAACGGUUCCUAAACUCUUAAACAACCAAAACCGUACUUUAAAUAACGUGUGUUCCUUAUUGAAAAGUGUGUCACAGUAAUCGUUAAUAACGUGAGUAAUCGAAUACGAGUUGAUUUAAAGUUAAAAGACAACAAUAAAUUAUUAGAAAGAAGUAAAUAAAGAAAAAUGAACGGAAAUGUUCUUAAAACUGUCCGUGAGGAUGACUUUGUGGAAUACUUUUUGUUUCCUUUGGAAAGUUUCUGUGAGGACGAAUGCAAAAGAAAACUUAAAAGUGUAAUGGACAAUGUAAAUAAGUUGAUUAAAGAGUACAUGUCCGAAUAUAUUUGGCAUAGGGAUACAUUUAAUUUAACAAUAAAAUCUUUUGAAAGUGUUAAUAAAGAUCAUCUUCCUCCACAUCUUCAUGGAGUAUUACAUUAUGGUGAUAAUAUAGAAGAUGAAUGGUUUGUUGUUUACUUAUUGAAGCAAAUAACAAAGGAAAUAGAUGGUUUAGUUGCUCGUAUUAUCGAUACUGAUGGUGAAUUUUUAUUAAUUGAAGCAGCAAAUUGUUUACCAUCUUGGGCAAAUCCAGAUACAUGUGAUAACCGUGUCUUUAUUUAUAAAGGUGUUUUACAUAUUAUACCUCCUGAAACAAAAAACAAUGAUACAUUCAGUAUUAAUACAGCUCUUGAUUUAAUAAAAUCAAAACCUUCAUUAACAGUAGCAUCUCAAGAUAUCCAAAAUUGUAUUAACAGGAAAACUGAGUGUUAUCCAAUUAAAAUUAAAGAAAAUUUGCAUCAUGUAAAUGUUUAUUUGCCUAUUGGAGUGGCUGCUUUGUUGAAUGAAAAUCCACAAUUAAUUGCAUCAGCUGUGACAAGUUUUUGCAACAGAGAUAGUAUUGAUGUAAAAUAUUGCAGAGCAAUGAAGUAUUUUCCACCAGAAGUUAGAGUUUUGUCACAUGUUACUUUUACUAAAUGUUUAUAUGCAAUGUUAAUUAACAGUAAAUAUCAACCGGAUCGAAAAACGGGUUGGAAUUUACCACCAAUAAAUAGUGAAGAAUAUAAACAACAAUCUUUGGGAGUUAAAUUAGCCUGUGGUUUUGAAAUAUUAGUAUCGCAAGCAAGGGGUGGAGAAGUUGAAAAUGAUAAAGCUUUUGUGAAGUACAUAGAAAAACUAAAUGAAAAAGGUUACUUUAAAAAUUUAUUAGAACACUCCAAAGAGUACAAUGAUCUUUUAAAUAAAGCAAAGAAUUAUUACAAAAAUAUAAAUAAAUCUUCAUCUGGGAGUAAUAACUUAAACAAUUUAGGAAAGGAAAUUUUAAAUUCUUUAAAACAGUUGAAUAUUAAUUAUGAUUAUUUUAAAGAACAGGAAAAAAGUCUUCCACCAAACGACGAUGAGUCUUGGUUGAACAUCUUACCAGAAGAACUCGAUAAAAUGCUAGAAGACCAAUAUGGAAAAAACAGCAUUUUCAAGCUUAAUAAAGACACUGAUCCCACAAAAUUCACAGAAACUUUAGACUCUUUCCUAAAUCACGUGUCGGACUUGGAAGGUGCUGAAUUCCCAUUAGGUACGCUUCCAACGCGACCACCUCGAACUAAAAAACCAAACAAAGUCGUUUCAUUUUCAAACCAGAAUGAUCCAACACCAACCAACAACCGAGUCAAUUUCGAUCCGUCCUCGUUUGCUUGCGCGGUACAAGACAUUUUAAAUUUUGUUAUCCCAGAAGAUGAUUCUUGGGAAUCAAGUUCAGACUCUGAUAUGAGUGAUUAUGGUAAAGAUGAAGAAAAUUUAGUUGGAGGAGGAAUGACUGAAAUGCGUCGAUUAAUGGAUGAAAUGGAUAAGGAACUAUCUAAGACAACUAUUGGAGAAAGUUUUAAAAAUAAAGAGGAAAGUUUUGAGGAUAUUGAAACGUUUAAACCUGUUGAUAUCGAUGUGAAUGCUUUGAAGAAUAUCUUGGAGAGCUAUCGGUCCCAAAUGGGCGAAGCUGGACCGUCAAGUAAUAUGUUGGGUCCUAUGGGUGUUCAAUUAGAUGAGGUUGAUUAAAGAAAUAAUAAAGGUGCUUAUAGCUUAUUUUUAACUUUAAAACACUUGAGUGUUUUGCGUGUAAAUGUUUAUCUUUUUUAUGAAUUUAUUAUAAUUUAUGAAUAAAAUGUGUGCUAUUAUUUAAA
Molecule: messenger RNA, 2271 nt
Organism: Onthophagus taurus
Lineage: Eukaryota; Metazoa; Arthropoda; Insecta; Coleoptera; Scarabaeidae
Gene: ecd
Product: ecdysoneless cell cycle regulator
Cellular component (GO): nucleus
Source: RefSeq, a predicted model, not a curated record